UCUUCUUGGACAGCGUACCCCACCCUCUCUCUCCUUUUCACUCUCUUUUCUUAUCUACUACUACAAGAGCAGAGGAGUAUCGAUUUCUAUUUUACACAUCUUUUUCUCUUGGGCUGACACAGUCCCUAUAAUUCAAACUCCAUUGCUUCUCCUUCUGUUUUAUCCAAUUCUGCAACUUCUCUCUUUCUUUGUUGUAUUGGGUCACCAAUCAUGGGCGGCUGUUUAAGCAGGAAAAAGGGGUCUUCUUCUUUGAAUGCAACUACCCCUGUUGUGUCUCUUUCAUCUAUGGAAGCAGUAGUUCCAGAUAAAUUAUGUGCUCUCAAAGGGGAUGCUGAUGUGAAUAUCAAGGAGAAGCUAGUCGGGGAAGAGAAGGUGAAGAAACAACUAGUGGUUGAAGAAGAAGGAUUGGUGAAGAAGGAGAUUUUUGUGAUAAAACACAGGACAAGCCACGAUAGAGAGAAACUCGCUCCUCCUCAGAAGGAUAUUGGGCUAGUGGAAGAAAACAGGGUUGCUUCUGCUCUUCCCAGUAGUACUAAUACUAACCCAAGCGCAGGUGAUGUUAAAAUAGGCAAUAAUGACAGCACUAUGGUGAUGAGGACCUCAAGCUGCGCAAAAGAGGAGGUGGAUGCUAUUCUCAUACAAUGUGGAAGGCUUAGCCGGAGCAAUUCGUUUGGAGCCGGAAAGGCUCCUUCUUCAGGCAGGAAGUACUCCGGGCACAAGAGGAGUUAUGACUUGGAUCACAAUGACCAGGACCAAGAUGUUGAGAUUGCUCCUGCUUCUACUUAUAAUCCCAGAAAGAGCAAUGCUGAUGAAGAUAAUGAAAUGGCUGCAGACAGAAGGCAGCAUCGCCAACGCCACCGCCAUUCGGGUAGGUCUUCUCCUUCUUCUUCUUCACAAGGAAGGAGGAGGACACCCAGCAGGGAAAGAGAGCAGCGCUCUGGCAGCAGAGAGAGAGGCAGCGGCAGCAGUAGUAGUGGGAGAAGAGUGAGUCGAUCACCGGGUAGAAGAUCAGAAACGACCCCAACUGCGAAUUCUAAUGGUAGUAGUAAUGCUAAUAAUACAACUACUACUACUAAUAGGCCUGGAAAGAUGGUCUCGGUUCCCGCUACUGUUUCUUCCUUGACAAUGGAUAAAAGCAAAAAUGGCGUCGAAUCUCAGACAGGGACUGCCAUUAAACGGAUCUCUGUGAAGAGAAAUGUUGGAGACUCAGCCAUGUCAAAUUCAAGGGGUGCUGCAUCUCCCCGUUCCCAGUCCCCGGUGAGAACAAAUGCCAAGGGUUCUAAUGAGAAUAAUCAGCAGCAGCCAUCGCUUAGUCGCAACUCUUCAAAUAAAGCAGAGAAAUCGCCUUAUAGAAGGAAUCCAUUGAGUGAAAUCGAUCCAAAUUCCCUUGUUUAUUCGCAAGCAACUGAAAACAAGAAAACUGUCUGUAUCAACAAUAAUAUCAGCGGCAAAGUACAAACCAGAAACAAAGAAACCGAAGGACAAGCAGUGAUGAAGGAAUCUAUCAGUGUUCUAAAUCAGGCUCAAAUGCAGAAGCCAAAUGCUGACAUAAACAACAGACCAGUUGCUCAAGGGACUAAUUGUAGAGGAAGCAGCAACACUGUGAAAGAAGCACCAGUAAUUGUGGAAGAGACCGAAGUGCCAGACUUAAAGCCUCAAACACUAACAAGAAGUAGGUCAGCCAGGAGAUCUCAAGACCUAGCCUUCAAUCCUGAAACUUUGUUGAAUCCCAACCCAUCAUAUACUGCGCUAUUGCUUGAAGACAUACAGAAUUUUCACCAAAAGAACACCACGACCCCCCCUUCAUUCUCAGUUCCACUAUGUGUCACCAAGGCCUGCUCCAUUCUUGAAGCAGUUGCUGAUCUCAACUCCACUACAAGCUCCAACCUUUCAUGUGCAUUUGUUGAGGAUAGAAGAAGCCCUACCACAACGGGUGCUAAUCUUGUUGGGAAGAAAUUAACAGAGGCCAAAGACCCUUUUGUGGAAUCAGAGGUCCUAGUAAGUGAUGAUAUAAUGGAGCCAAGCUUCCACAAGUAUGUGACAGUAAGGAGGGGCGGCAAGUCGAGUAGAGAAGAUAUGGAUGAGCAAGAAUCCUCAGGCAGCAACAGUUUUGUGGGUGGCAGCCUACAGCAUUGGGGGGAAUAUUCUACCUCUACAUGGGAACCCAACUCAACCGAUUCAACUGAUAGCUGGACUUCACGAUACAACACCAGAGCGGAGGAUGAGAAGAACCUAUCAGGAUUUCAAAAGCAUGUAGUACCGGAAUCAGGCCGUGAUAUGGAAGAGGCUAUGAGGGGAUUUAAAGGGCAAAGGACAGGAAUUGGGCGUGGGAGAGCUGCUUCCGGUAAAAAUCUUCACUCAAAUUUGGUUGUUGCAGCCGCUGCUUCAACAUAAGGCUAAAUGGCACCCAUCCGGUUGUAGUUUUUAAUCCACUAGAUCUUUGGUUUUCCACUUGUAAACAUUUAGCAGUUUGUUUGGUGGUUGCAAACUUGCAACCAUUCUCGUCAUAUUUAUUUUGAAGCCAUGCGGGUCAAUGACACGAGGAAUGCUGACAAUUUGGUGAUUUUCUAUCAA
Hevea brasiliensis (rubber tree) is the source of this 2574-nucleotide messenger RNA. RefSeq lists its product as uncharacterized. NCBI's taxonomy places the organism in Eukaryota, Viridiplantae, Streptophyta, Magnoliopsida, Malpighiales, Euphorbiaceae. The transcript has 2 exons. The record is from RefSeq and is a predicted model, not a curated record. Bases 211 to 2394 code for a protein of 727 amino acids.